Messenger RNA from Marmota flaviventris (yellow-bellied marmot), 2809 nucleotides. It is a transcript of the gene Aldh1l2, whose product is annotated as aldehyde dehydrogenase 1 family member L2. Gene Ontology annotation, cellular component: cytoplasm. The record is from RefSeq and is a predicted model, not a curated record. Gene Ontology annotation, molecular function: formyltetrahydrofolate dehydrogenase activity; oxidoreductase activity, acting on the aldehyde or oxo group of donors, NAD or NADP as acceptor. Lineage: Eukaryota; Metazoa; Chordata; Mammalia; Rodentia; Sciuridae. Gene Ontology annotation, biological process: 10-formyltetrahydrofolate catabolic process; biosynthetic process; one-carbon metabolic process.
CUUUCCAGCAUGCUGCGGCGGGGCAGCCAGACACUCCGGCGCUUCUCCACGGGCCGGGUUUUUUUCAAAAACAAGCUGAAGUUGGCACUUAUUGGCCAGAGCCUUUUUGGACAGGAAGUCUACAGUCACCUCCGCAAAGAGGGCCACCGAGUAGUGGGGGUGUUCACAGUUCCAGACAAGGAUGGCAAAGCUGAUCCACUGGCUUUGGCUGCAGAGAAAGAUGGGACCCCUGUGUUCAAGUUUCCUAGAUGGAGGGUCAAGGGCAAGACCAUCAAGGAAGUGGCGGAGGCCUACAGAUCUGUGGGUGCCGAGCUGAACGUGCUUCCCUUUUGCACGCAGUUCAUCCCCAUGGAUGUCAUUGAUCACCCCAAGCACGGUUCCAUCAUUUACCACCCAUCCAUCCUGCCCAGGCACAGAGGAGCUUCUGCUAUCAACUGGACUCUAAUUAUGGGAGACAAGAAAACUGGGUUUUCUGUUUUCUGGGCUGAUGAUGGUUUAGAUACAGGACCCAUCCUCCUUCAGAGAUCAUGUGACGUUGAACCCAAUGACACAGUAGAUGCACUUUACAAUCGAUUCCUCUUUCCUGAAGGCAUCAAGGCCAUGGUAGAAGCUGUCCAACUCAUAGCAGACGGAAAAGCGCCUCGAGUUCCUCAGCCAAAGGAGGGGGCAACAUAUGAAGGCAUCCAAAAAAAGGAAAAUGCUGAGAUUUCUUGGGAUCAGUCUGCUGAAGUUUUACAUAACUGGAUUCGAGGUCAUGAUAAAGUCCCUGGAGCCUGGUCAGAGAUAAAUGGACAGAUGGUCACUUUCUAUGGCUCAUCAUUACUGAGUAGCUCUGUGCCUCCCGGAGAACCGCUGGAAAUUAAAGGUGCCAAGAAGCCUGGCCUUGUUACCAAAAAUGGACUUGUUCUUUUUGGUAACGAUGGAAAAGCUCUGAUGGUGAAAAGCUUGCAGUUUGAAGAUGGAAAAAUGAUUCCUGCCUCCCAGUACUUUUCAAGAGGUGAGACAUCAGUGGUAGAACUUACGGCUGAAGAGAUGAAGGUGGCAGAGACCAUCAAGGUCAUCUGGGCUGGAAUUUUAAGCAACAUCCCUGUUAUUGAAAACUCCACGGACUUCUUUAAAUCUGGAGCAAGAUCAAUGGACGUUGUGAGGCUGGUUGAAGAGAUCAGACAGAAAUGCGGUGGCCUUCAGUUACAGAACGAAGAUGUCUACAUGGCCACCAGGUUCGAAGACUUCAUCCAGAAGGUUGUGAGGAAGUUACGAGGAGAAGACCAAGAAGAGGAGCUUGUGGUGGAUUAUGUUGCAAAGGAGGUCAAUGAAAUGACAGUAAAAAUGCCAUAUCAGUGUUUCAUAAAUGGACAGUUCACCGAUGCAGACGAUGGAAAGACUUACGACACCAUCAACCCAACAGAUGGGUCGACAAUAUGCAAAGUAUCCUAUGCCUCUUUGGUGGAUGUUGACAAAGCAGUGGCCGCCGCAAAGGAUGCCUUUGAAAACGGCGAAUGGGGAAGAAUGAAUGCCAGAGAAAGAGGAAGGUUGCUGUACAGACUUGCAGACCUACUGGAAGAAAACCAAGAAGAGCUAGCAACCAUCGAAGCCCUUGACUCCGGGGCUGUCUACACCUUGGCUCUGAAGACUCACAUUGGAAUGUCUGUGCAAACGUUCAGAUACUUUGCCGGCUGGUGUGACAAAAUUCAGGGCUCCACGAUCCCCAUCAACCAGGCCCGUCCAAGUCGCAACCUGUCCUUCACCAAGAAGGAGCCGCUGGGGGUCUGUGCCAUCAUCAUCCCCUGGAAUUACCCGCUCAUGAUGCUGGCCUGGAAGAGCGCCGCCUGCCUGGCCGCCGGCAACACCUUAGUGCUCAAGCCCGCGCAGGUCACGCCCUUGACUGCCCUGAAGUUUGCAGAGCUCUCGGUGAAGGCAGGCUUUCCCAGGGGGGUCAUCAACAUCAUUCCAGGCUCAGGUGGGGUAGCAGGACAACGUCUUUCUGAGCACCCUGAUAUCCGCAAACUCGGGUUCACUGGCUCCACCUCUAUUGGCAAACAGAUCAUGAAGAGCUGUGCCCUAAGCAACCUGAAGAAAGUGUCCCUUGAGCUCGGCGGCAAGUCCCCACUUAUAAUCUUCAAUGACUGUGAACUUGACAAGGCCGUGCGAAUGGGCAUGGGCGCCGUGUUCUUCAACAAAGGAGAGAACUGUAUUGCCGCUGGGCGACUGUUUGUGGAAGAAUCCAUCCACGAUGAAUUUGUGACCAGAGUGGUGGAAGAAAUUAAAAAGAUGAAAAUUGGUGAUCCACUUGACAGAUCUACUGAUCAUGGGCCCCAAAAUCAUAAGGCCCACUUGGAAAAGCUGCUGCAAUACUGUGAAGCUGGAGUGAAGGAGGGGGCCACCUUGGUGUACGGGGGAAGACAAGUCCAAAGGCCAGGUUUUUUUAUGGAACCAACUGUAUUCACAGACGUGGAAGACCACAUGUACCUUGCCAAAGAGGAAUCCUUUGGGCCUAUAAUGGUCAUUUCUAAAUUCCAAAAUGGGGACAUCGACGGUGUCCUGCAGAGAGCCAACAACACAGAGUACGGCUUGGCCUCCGGGGUUUUCACAAGAGACAUCAACAAAGCCAUGUACGUGAGUGACAAACUCGAGGCGGGGACCGUGUUUAUCAACACGUACAACAAGACAGACGUGGCAGCCCCGUUUGGUGGAGUGAAACAGUCCGGCUUCGGGAAAGACUUAGGUGAGGAAGCUCUAAACGAAUACCUCAAAACCAAAACGGUGACUCUGGAGUAUUAGAACAACGCCAUCAUCAUCAGGAAACCCG